AUAAACAACUCUGCUAAUUCUUAUUAUAGUUGUUUGGGUGUGGUUGGCAUUUUUUUCCAAGAAAUGGCGCUCAUAUCAGAUAGACUUGAGAAACUUGGUUUCUUAUGUAUUCCUUUUCGUACCUGUGCACUGAUUACUAUCAAUAGUCAUAUGAGCUGUCAUUAUUGUCGUGAUCACUGUCAACAUUCGGGACCACGUUGGCAACAGAAGAAAGCACCACAACUGUGCAGACGCCAUUUCUUAUUUUUCAACAACCAGAGCAAAAAAGAAAAGAAACAUAGUUUCUCUAUAUAUUCAACUGCCAGUAGUCAACCCAAAAAUGAAAGCGAAUCAUUGGAAAGUUCUGAUAAACCUCUUCGACUUCCCAUCAAAAGACUCAAGAAAGCGGAUACUUUGCAGGAUAGUGAGUCGCGAGGUUAUGUGGUCAUUUCUUCAAAAGAACGCAAAAUAUUGGAACUCAUCAAGAAUUCAAAGCCUCAGGAAGCUUACAAUCUGUUUUUACGCUAUGCAAAGCUUGUGAUUACCGUUCCUACUAUGAACCAGCUAUUACAAAAGUUAGGAAACUGUAGAAAGGGUGUGGAAAUGUGGGAUGUAUAUGAAAAAGCUCGUUCAAGAGGAAUUCUUCCUUCUAUUCUAACAUUUACUAUUUUAUUAUCUCGUAUUGGUUCCAUUCCACGAGAUAACCAACAAGUAGUGGUUCACACGCUGCAUCAACAGUUAUUAAAGGAAAAGGAUCAACUUGAGAUGGAUAUUCGUACUUUAAAUUCUCUUAUGUAUGCCUAUUGUCAGUUAGGAAAAGUGGAAUCUGCAUUUGAAGUUUUUCGGAACUUGAAGAGAGACUUUGACAUGUUUCCCAAUGAAGUAUCUUGUAACAUUCUAUGUAAAGGUCUUAUUCAGGCAAGUCGUUUUUCGGAAGCUUUGGAACUCUUUUCAGUUGAAAUGCCUGCUAUGGGUGUAUUGCCUUCUGUAACAUCAUACGCUAUUAUUUUUGAAGCGUUUGGAAGACUAGGAAAAUUGGAUCAAAUGUCUCAGCUUUGGAAACAAAUGUUACAGAGAGGACAUCAACCUACCGAAGCUGUCUAUUUUAGUGCAAUGUAUGCUUGUGCUAUUCACGGGGAUUUGACGUCGAUGUUUGAAUAUUUUCGCAAAAUGGUGGAAGACGGCAUUCAUCCCAACAUCAGAAUGUAUGGAAUGAUUAUUGAUGCAUUAGGAAAAGCAGGAAAAUUGGAAUUGGCUUUUAGUUGGCUACAGAAAAUGACAGAAGAAGGGAUUGCACCUAAUGAUUACAUUUAUACUUCAUUGAUUUAUGCUUGUGGUAAUGUUGGAGAUAUGGAGCUUGCUAUGAAUGUUUAUGAGAGUAUGCGUCGUUCUGGUAUAUCUGGAAAUAUUGUAACCCUAUCGACUCUAUUGCAUGGAUAUUGUAAGAACAAAUAUCCUUUGGAAGCACUCAAUAUCUUCCAUAAAAUGUGCAGAACAGGUUAUCGAUUGAGUAAAUCACAAUUCCACGAGCUUUUCUACUGUUUAGGCCAAUUUAGGAUGAUAUCUGAAACCUUGCAAGUGUUUGAAACUUUAGUCAAACAACGUCUCAGUUGUACCACCGAUGAUUUAUAUGAUAUUCUUUGGAAUAUGUCCUUCGCAGGGAAUGAUAAUCUUUCUAUUUUGGUUUAUCAGAAACUGGAAGAAAAUGAAGCUUUCGUAGUACAAUCCGAUGCUUUAUAUUUGUAUAGCCAACGAAAUGAACCAAAAGUUGCUUUGCAUUGGGGUUUAUCUAGGCUUAAGAAAAUGCGUACUCAUACUCAUGUUUAUGUUGCAGAAUUUUAUCAUACACUGCUUUAUAUUGCCAGCUUAUGUGGCGAUGAGAAAUGCUUUUUCUCUUUGUUGGAUGAAAUGAUAGAAAAUCAACUAGCUAAUACGCGUACUCUAACUAUUCUUAUAUGUGGUAUUGCCCAAAUGAUGAUGAGCAUGCAUCAACUUGUAGAAGCUAAUACUUGUUCACAUAUAUUGGAUGUGGGUAUUAUAUGUUGUGACUCACUUUUUCAUUCCGCUAUGGAUGAAUUCUUUUGUUUACCCUUAUCAUCCUAUCCCAAGGAUUCUAAAGAGCCUUAUCCUGAACAAUUGCCUUGGCAGUUAUUGGAUAGAUUGCAACCCUUAUGGAAAGAUGCUGUGCAGUCUCCUCUCAUAUCCAGUUCAUGUCAACCCUUGUUAUCCAUUUUUGAUAUUUGUGAUAGCCAAAAGAUUGCCAUCGAUCGUUUAGCGUACAAUGCCACUUUUUGGAGUUUGACGUAUACUUGUCCAUUUGAUAUCGUCGAAAACUUCUACAAAAGAAUGGAAAGAGAUGGAGUUGGUAGCAAUUUAUGGACUUUUACUAUUUUAGCAUCUUGGAAACUUUCUCAAGAGAAUCCUCCCAUUGAAAAAGUUAUGGAAUGGAUGAAUCAAGUACCUGAUGGCAUUGAGUUGUAUAAUAUCUUGUUGAGUUUUUAUCGUCGACAAGGAGAACUGGACAAGAUGUUGCAAGUAUUUCGUGAAGUUCGUUCUAAAGUUUCGAUGGAUAGGAUUACCUAUCAACUAUUGGUGGAAGCAUGUUUUGAACAAGGGGAUCGUGUCAAAGCAUUGGCAGCUUUGAGACAUAUGAAAGAAGCACAAAUACAAUUGGUUGGGUCACAAUGGAAGCAUUUGAGUGAAGUUUGUAAGCAAUCAGGUUUCAUGGAAGAAAGUCAUUCAUUUCUACGACAAGCUUUACAAAUAGAAAGCGAACAAAUGGAACAACAACGUUGUUAUUUAGAACACCUACAUAUGUUGUGCCAAUCUACUUCAAUAGAAAAGAGAGAAAGAGAGAAUAGGGAGAUGGGAUGGAUGGACAAGAGGAGGAGAUUAAAAGUUAUGGAUCCAAUAUUUGGUUUUAUCCCAACUUGUUCUCGUUGUCCUUUUGCUUCUUUCUAUCGAAUAUCUUUUACACGAAAAAAUAGAGAUUCCUUUCCUCAACCUCGUUACUUGUCACGUUUAUGGGUCCUCAACACCCGACUAGGUUCUAUACGCCAAUCAAGGAUGAUGUCUACUUUUGAAAUGCAGUCAGAACAACGUUUUGGUAUUCAUUGUGGCGAUCUUGUUCAAGUGAAGACAGAUCUUGUGGUUUAUCAUGUUCCCAAAAUGAAAGGCCAAGGUAUUUUAUUAAAAGACAAGGUUGGAAAGGUGAUUGGUUUUUGUGAUGUUUAUAAAGGAGAACCUAUAACUGCCAAUUAUCCCGUUGUUGUAGAGUUUCAACAUGAUUCUUUGGUAUUUACGAGUCACUUGGCAGUUGAAGAGUUGCAACGAGUAGACAAGGCAGAUUGAGUUGACGUUACAAAAUGGAUAUGACAGCUCUGUUUUAUAAACGUAAAACAAGAUUGCAUAGAAAAGGUUGAUACUUUUAUGAGU
This is a messenger RNA of Galdieria sulphuraria, 3414 nucleotides long. Its product is annotated as mitochondrial protein translocase, MPT family. The transcript has 6 exons. The record is from RefSeq and is a predicted model, not a curated record. Gene Ontology annotation, molecular function: protein binding. NCBI's taxonomy places the organism in Eukaryota, Rhodophyta, Bangiophyceae, Galdieriales, Galdieriaceae. Gene Ontology annotation, biological process: photosynthesis. Bases 64 to 3330 code for a protein of 1088 amino acids.